Messenger RNA from Ceratitis capitata (Mediterranean fruit fly), 1218 nucleotides. RefSeq names its product succinate--CoA ligase [ADP/GDP-forming] subunit alpha, mitochondrial. Gene Ontology annotation, molecular function: succinate-CoA ligase (GDP-forming) activity; succinate-CoA ligase (ADP-forming) activity. Gene Ontology annotation, biological process: tricarboxylic acid cycle. Gene Ontology annotation, cellular component: mitochondrion; succinate-CoA ligase complex (ADP-forming). The transcript has a single exon. Lineage: Eukaryota; Metazoa; Arthropoda; Insecta; Diptera; Tephritidae. The record is from RefSeq and is a predicted model, not a curated record. Bases 101 to 1102 code for a protein of 333 amino acids.
UUUCACAUUUCAGUCAAUAAUUUUUGUAUUUAUUUUUUAUGAACAAUCUUCAGUCUUCAAAAUAGAACAGAAAAUUUCUUAAUCUUUGAGUUAACCCAAAAUGAGCAUAGUUUCUGCGGUAGUACGCAGUGGAUUGCUGUUCCGCCGAAACGGUGUGCUCCUACAUGCUCUGCGCAAGCAGGCGGACUACACUAAGACGCGCGUAAACCUCAAGCUCACCGCCGAAUCGACGCUUAUAUGUCAGGGUUUCACCGGCAAGCAAGCCACAUUCCACUGCACAGAGGCGCUGAAAUAUGGCACUAAAUUGGUUGGUGGCGUUUCGCCGAAAAAAGGCGGUACCAAACAUCUAGACAAGCCCGUCUUUGCCACCGUUGAAGAGGCGAAAAAAGCCUUAAAUCCACAUGCGACUGUACUUUACGUGCCUGCGCCGGGCGCUUUUAAAGCUGUGGAGGAUGCGUUGAUAGCGGAAAUACCGUUAAUUGUGAUCAUAACCGAGGGUAUACCGCAACAUGACAUGGUACGUGUGAAGGAUAUGCUGAUGCAGCAAGAGAAAAGUCGUAUUGUCGGACCGAACUGUCCUGGUAUUAUUGCGCCCGAGUGGUGCAAAAUCGGUAUUAUGCCUGGUAACAUACAUAAGCGUGGUGUUGUGGGCGUGGUCUCGCGUUCCGGUACGCUCACCUACGAAGCUGUUAAUCAAACCACACAUCAUGGUCUGGGACAAACGCUGUGCGUGGGCAUUGGUGGUGAUCCCUUCAAUGGUACCAAUUUCAUCGAUUGCCUAGACAUUUUCCUACAGGAUCCCGAAACGAAAGGCAUCGUGAUGAUUGGUGAAAUCGGUGGCAAUGCCGAGGAGGAUGCAGCUGAGCAUUUGAUUCAAUGCAAUUCGGGUGAUAACGCCAAACCGGUCGUGGCCUUCAUUGCGGGACGUACAGCGCCGCCGGGCAGGCGUAUGGGCCAUGCUGGUGCCAUUAUAUCGGGUGGGAAAGGUAAGGCCAUGGACAAAGUGAAGGCUUUGGAGAAAGCAAAUGUAAUUGUAACGGCUAAUCCGACGUUGAUGGGUAAAAUGUUGGCGGAUGAGAUGAAAUGUCGCAAAUUGAUUUAAUAUAGCGGUGGUGGGGCAAGUCUUUUUUGAAAUAAUUUCCAAAAAUGGUUGAGCGUGGUGCUGCGUUUCCUGAGUGAUAAAAAUUUAUUUUAAUAAAAAAAACUUAUAAUUUUGUA